Lachnellula hyalina is the source of this 588-nucleotide messenger RNA. RefSeq names its product Succinate dehydrogenase [ubiquinone] cytochrome b small subunit, mitochondrial (gene B18P24.060). Gene Ontology annotation, cellular component: mitochondrial envelope; membrane. Gene Ontology annotation, molecular function: heme binding; ubiquinone binding. The transcript has 2 exons. Gene Ontology annotation, biological process: mitochondrial electron transport, succinate to ubiquinone; tricarboxylic acid cycle. NCBI's taxonomy places the organism in Eukaryota, Fungi, Ascomycota, Leotiomycetes, Helotiales, Lachnaceae. The record is from RefSeq and is a predicted model, not a curated record. The coding region runs from base 1 to 588 and encodes 195 amino acids.
AUGGCUUCAAUUGUGCGCCCAACAAUGCUAAAGCAGUCUUGCCUCAAGGCUGUAUCGAAACAAGCCUUUUCUACCAAGCCAGCCUCGACUUUCCCCGCCAUCAACAAGCCCGCAGCAUCCGUUCUCUCCAAGCAAGUGGCACGGAAUGCAUUUGCAAAGAGUGCCCUGCCAGGGUCAAUGAGAGUAGCUGCUUUUCACGCAAGUGGCAGACGAGCAAUUCUGCCCGCUCUACCUCCGAACGACGCCGCAAAGUUCCCAACCCCACAUCCCUCCCACGGUUCAUACCACUGGACAUUCGAGCGCGCCAUUUCCGUGGGGCUCGUCCCUCUCACAAUCGCGCCCUUUGCAGCAGGCUCCUUAAACCCCUUGACGGACGCCCUCCUCUGCGCCACGAUUCUGAUUCAUUCGCAUAUCGGCUUUGAGGCUCUUAUAGUGGAUUACAUUCCUACCAAGCGUCUGCCUAAGACUCGGAAGACGUUUGAUUGGGGAUUAAAGCUUGCUACGGUGGUGGUUGGUGUUGGAUUGUAUGAAUUUGAGACGAACGAUGUGGGCUUGACAGAAGGCAUCAAGAGGAUUUGGACGGCAUAA